This is a messenger RNA of Astyanax mexicanus (Mexican tetra), 3399 nucleotides long. It is a transcript of the gene gata2a, whose product is annotated as GATA binding protein 2a. Gene Ontology annotation, cellular component: nucleus. The record is from RefSeq and is a predicted model, not a curated record. Lineage: Eukaryota; Metazoa; Chordata; Actinopteri; Characiformes; Acestrorhamphidae. The transcript is spliced from 6 exons. Bases 438 to 1847 code for a protein of 469 amino acids. Gene Ontology annotation, biological process: positive regulation of angiogenesis; positive regulation of transcription by RNA polymerase II; negative regulation of transcription by RNA polymerase II. Gene Ontology annotation, molecular function: DNA-binding transcription factor activity, RNA polymerase II-specific; zinc ion binding; RNA polymerase II cis-regulatory region sequence-specific DNA binding.
AAUGCACUGGCGCCAGUUCAGACAGAGCAGAGAGGCGCAGCUCAUUAAACACGCAGCGCUCGGCUCGACUCGGCAGCAGAAAAAAAGACUCAAGACUUGUUUUAACUCAGAUCAUCAGAGCAUCAGACUAGACUGGGUCUAGCAAUAUGUCAACAGGAUUAACUUUCUCUACAUCGGACUAAGGGAGGAGCGGAAAGCAGUAAACUCAAAACAAGAAGGACUCCAACUCAACAAGAAGUGCGCAGAAAGUGAAGAGGACGCUGUCAACCUCUGCAUCUUAUUUGGUCUUCGCACCAAAGCCAAAGAAGGCCUGAUCUUCAACUUCAACUGUUUUUGGAACUAUAAAUGAUCCCAGUUCUCAGAGAGUGAGCAAGAACAUUUAAAAGUACAUUUUUAUUUUUUGAACCCCACCACAAAAAAACAUCCUCUCCAGAGACAUGGAGGUGGCUGACCAGUCCCGAUGGAUGGCGCAUCACCAUGCCGUGCUAAACGGUCAGCACCCGGACUCUCACCAUCACGGCCUCGCUCACAACUACAUGGAGCCUAUGGCGCCGCUCUUGCCCCCGGACGAAGUGGACGUGUUUUUAAACCAUUUGGACUCGCAAGGCAACCCGUACUACCCUAACUCCAGGGCCAGGGUGUCCUACAGCCAAGCGCACGCUCGUCUCGCGGGCAGUCCGGUCUGCCGGCCGCACCUCAUCCACAGCCCGGGUCUGUCGUGGCUAGACACCGGCAAGGCGGCUCUUUCCGCAGCUCACCACCACAACGCCUGGGCGGUCAGUCCAUUCGCCAAAGCCGGCCUGCACGCGGCUAGUGCGGGCUACCCGUGCAGCAGCGCCGGUGGCGGAGGCUCGAGCUCCAGCUCUGGUUCAGUCACGAGCCCUGUUCCGGUGUCCGCGCCUGCGAGCCACGCGAGCCCGCACCCGCUCUACAACUUCCCGCCCACCCCGCCCAAAGACGCGUCCCCUGACCCAGGACCCUCUUCACCCACCGCCUCCGCCACCAGGAUGGACGAAAAGGAAGCCGUGAAGUAUCAAGUGGCGCUGACCGACGGUAUGAAGAUGGAGGGCUGCAGUCCACUGCGCACCGGCCUGGGCAUGGGCGCCCCAGCGCCCUCCGCCCAUCACCCAAUCCCCACAUAUCCCGCGUACUCCCUGCCCGCCCCACACGACUACGGUGCGAGUCUCUUCCACCCGGGCAGCCUGCUUGGAGGCUCCCCGUCAAGUUUCACGCCAAAAUGCAAGAGCAAGACCCGCUCGAGCUCAGAAUUCUACACAGAGGGGCGUGAGUGUGUGAACUGCGGAGCUACCUCCACUCCUCUCUGGAGGAGAGAUGGAACUGGCCACUACCUCUGCAAUGCCUGCGGCCUCUACCACAAAAUGAACGGUCAGAACCGGCCACUCAUCAAGCCCAAACGCAGAUUGUCUGCGGCGCGGCGCGCGGGCACCUGCUGUGCGAACUGUCAGACCACCACCACAACGCUGUGGAGGCGCAACGGCAACGGGGACCCGGUGUGUAACGCCUGCGGCCUAUACUUCAAACUGCACAACGUGAACAGACCACUGACCAUGAAGAAAGAGGGCAUCCAGACGCGCAACCGCAAAAUGUCCAGCAAGUCCAAGCGCAGCAAACGGGCAGGCGAAGGCUUCGAGGAGCUGUCCAAGUGCAUGCACGACAAAACAUCACCCUUCUCCACCGGGGCCAUGGCAGGCCACAUGACCCACAUGGGCCACCUGCCACCUUUCAGCCACGCAGGCCACAUGCUGCCCACUCCAACUCCCAUCCAUCCCUCAUUCGCUCACCCACAUCAUGCUGGCCGCUCACCUGUCUGGGCCGAGCCUCACUGAGGUCCCGUCCAGAGUAGUGCCAUCUCAGAUGCUCCUCACCUAUUGCAGUGGUCACCAGCACAAAUCAUGGACAUCUAACUUCUUGCAAGAUUUAUUUCCAAGCCUAAUCCAGCAUACUUGACUCAACUCUUGGUUGAGAGUAGGUUUAAAACUAUUUUAGUGCACACGCCAUCUCAGGAGCUGUUUUAUAAUAGUCAGUACUAAAUCAAGGCACCACAAUAUGUAGGGAUUUGAUAAAGUAUAUUGUACCACUGUACUGUAGUGGAAAACAUCUAUAAUAUAUCCUAGUUGAUAAGGGAUACCCAUAAUGUGCGGUCGCUUUCCAAGGAAUGUCCCUAUCGGUGCAGAUAAAUCAGAUAACCUAUGUCAAAUUUAAGUACAAAUCUAUUCAAAUGAAUUUUUACCAUGAAUUUUGAUCCAUGCAAAUUUAUUCCAGACUGUGUUCCUGACUUUCCAGUGUUAGGAACACAAAUUAGGAAUCCAUUCACAAUAGGUUGUAUAUUUCCAGAAAUCCCUGGCUAUUUGAAUCAGGUGAACAAGAUUUGGUUUGAGAGUAAAACUUGCAAGAAGAUAUGUCCAGUAGAUGUAGUUGGUGACCAAAGUGGGUGACCACUGGUCUUCACAAGUACGUCCACAGAUCAGAGAGGCUGUAUUGGGAGCUUAUUCGCCAUCACAUCCUGGUUGAGCGCUACAUAAGAAGAGGUGGUUACAUUUUGUAACAGACGACCAUAAAGAGACACUGUUCGUGUUGUUUUUUUGCCUAAGGCUGAAAGGCCGGAGUGUAAAGAGGACAUGUUGCUUGUUUAAAAGCCCACCCCCACCCGCCAUCCCUCACGGACACUGACUUAACAAGAGUGUGGAGUUUUGGGGAGGUAGGGGGGUGAGGGGGUUGGGGGCACCUGAUGCUUUUAGCCUUUCUUUAUUUUGUACUGAGUCACUUUGGUACUGCCCGGAAAGAGAGGAUGUGUGUUAUAGCCGAGUCACUGUGUAGGUGUGUGUGUGUAUGAGUGUGUGUGUGUUGAUGCCAUCAGCCGCUGCCACUGGUAAAGGCUUGCAUGGGCCUGGCUCUCGGACUCUUAAACCAGAGAAAAGAGAGAGCAAGAAAGAGAGAGAGUGAAAGUGAGAGAGGUAGAGAAUAUAGAAGGACUGCUUAUUCUGUGCCGACAUGCUGGGAUAUACACACUCCACGGACGUGACUGCCUCCAAACAGACUCUAUGGACACGAUUAGCAAGGAAAACAGAUGUUUAUAAAGCUUGAUUGUUAUUAUCGUUAUUAUUAUAAUUGUUAUUAUGAUAAUUUAUUUUCACACUUUAUUUUUUUCUUUUGCUCUCCUCAAAACCAUAUGGGUAUAUUGUUAUAAUUAUAAAUAUUAUUUGAUUAUUCUUAUCGAAAGAAAGAAAUGAUAAAAAACAAGACAAAAACGAAAAAAAAAAAAUCGACAAAAAAAACAACAACACUGACUUAUCUUAGCCAAGGCGAUAUUGCUGAACUGUACGUUUUUAUCAUUUUCCAUUACACAAAUAAAGCAAAUAAAAUUUUAAUACUUAAAAA